UUCCAGCCCGUCCGCGAGAUGAAAGGCCGAGAUGAAAAUAACAGUGGUAUUUGGCCAUGCAUGCGGUACGGGCCCACGAAUCUAUUUAAAAACGAAAACGAAAAACCAAGACGAAAGAGGAGUAGGAGGUAGGACGAGCGAAAACGAUCCGGUGAAAAGACUGAUAUCGAUGGGGCCAUGCUUUCCCUGCACGAAGCAAGAAUCGACGAACGUGUCCAAUCGUCACUAGUGCUUAUACGAGGUUGGACCAAUGGUCGGCAAGUAGCACGAGGCUAUCAACUGGCCGAAUGUAACAAGCACCUCCAACCAAGUUACUUGGUAAAGCCUUCGAGUUGCAGCUAUCACAUCCUUGAGCAUUGUCAACUAACUUCUCCUGCAGUCGUUAGCAAACUUCGAUACGUCAUCGACUGGGCUGGCCAGCAUGUAUACCUUCAUCACACGAAUCUGUGUGGUCUGCGCACUCUUUGCUGUGGCCUUCGCCGAGAUACCAUCAUACAUAAAAGUAUGUAAUCGAAAUGAUCCAGAGAUAAAUAAAUGUGUAUUAAAUUCAAUUGAACAAUUACGGAGUAAAUUGGCGACUGGAAUUCCGGAAUUAGAGGUUCCGGCAAUCGAGCCGCUUGUAUUGAAACAGGUGCAAUUAUCAAGAGGUCCUCAAGCUGCGAGGCUUGACUUCAACCUCACAAAUAUAGAGAUAUUUGGACCGUCUACAUUUAAAAUCCGAGACUUUAAAAUCGACCCCGAGAAUGUGUUCCUCACUUUCAAGGUUGGUUUCGAUAAGAUUAACUUCCGAGGAAAAUAUAAUAUAAACGCACAAAUUCUUUUGCUCAAACUAGUUGGAGAGGGAGGCGUUACAGGAUCUUUUUUUGAUUACGAGUGCGACUGCAUCUUGAGGUCACAUAAAAUCAUUAAAAAUAACAGCACCUAUGUACAAUUUGAAAAGAUGAAAUUUAAUAUCAAAAUUGACAAAGCAGUACUGAAUUUGGAUAAUCUAUUUGGUGGCGAUCCUAUUCUUGGACCAGCGAGCAAUAAGGUUUUGAACGCAAACAACGGUUUGUUGUUAGAUGAAUUAAAACCGAUAUUGGAAGAAGCCUUGUCAGAUCUUUUCACAAACAUCGCGAACAAAAUCACUGGAAAGUUUACAUACGACGAUUUGUUUCCGAAUAAGUAAUUUUUAUUUUGGAAAAUCCAUUUUUUAUAGAUCAAUUAGAUUAGAUAUAAUAUAUAUAUUUCCUUUGUUCUGAAAUCACGGGAAUUUUCAACCUUAUUCAAUAAUACAUCUGCUGUAAUAUUUCUGUAAAUCUCUUUUAUAGCUGGUACAUUUAAAUAGUAUAACUAGUAUAAUACAUAAACACAGAUUUCAUUGAACAUUUUAGUAUUAACGUUGCUGAAAUUAUGAUAAUUUUUUAAGGUAAUUUUUUGUGAUUUAUUUUCUUUUAGAAAAAUAUUUAAUAAUUGUUAAGGUAACUUUUUGUGAUUUAUUUUUCUUUGUUAUUUUUUUUAGAGAAAUUAUACACUAAUAUCUUUUUAAGAUAGAUGGUCUCUUAUUUUUGUACCUUAAUCUGAAGUGCAACUCAUGUUCAAUCAAUCAUUAGCAAAUAAUGCAUUAGCAAUUAACGUGUUAAGAAAACUGUAAUAAAGCACUAUACAAUUCAUAGCCCAUUAAACUUCAAAUGAUAUUAAUAGAUAUAUCAUUAGAUAUAUAUAAGUUGAUUUUGACUAAUUCAAUGCCAGAACUGAUUUAAAAUAUUGGUAAAACUUGUUUAUUAGAUUGCGUUGCGUUAGGCAUUGAAUGUGAUUAUGUUACAUUUUGUUAGUAUUUAACAUACAGAGAAAGUAUUGGAAUCUCCAAAUAUUUUGGCAACAAAGCACAGCUUUUUUUCAAAAGAAUGCUUCAAAUAGAAAUGUUAUAGCUUUAGCAGAAAAAUAUAUUGCAAAAUAAAUAUACAUAAUAUACAUUUUUUAUAAGAUAAUUGACAUUAUAUUUUUUCUUACAUAUAUUUCAUAAAUGCAUUAUAUUCUUUUGCUAACCUUACAAUACUUUUAUUUUAAAGAUUUCUUGUAAAAAGUUUUUGUUGUCAACAUACUUGAUAUACUUUCUUUCGACACUUUUUUCGCAUUCUGUAUAUGAUAAUUAAUAUUUUGAAAUAUUAAAAAAAAUUACACCAAAAAAUGUUUUAUUUAUAUAAAAAUAUUAAAAAUGCUCUUUAAUUUAUGUUGAGUAAGAAAUAGUGCGAUAAGCUGCAAAAUUGUAAUACAAAAGAAUAUACAUUUAUGGUUUUAAUU
Molecule: messenger RNA, 2283 nt
Organism: Vollenhovia emeryi
Lineage: Eukaryota; Metazoa; Arthropoda; Insecta; Hymenoptera; Formicidae
Product: circadian clock-controlled protein-like
Exons: 6
Coding region: 422-1168 (248 amino acids)
Source: RefSeq, a predicted model, not a curated record